Striga hermonthica is the source of this 678-nucleotide messenger RNA. The record is from the annotation of a GenBank genome assembly. NCBI's taxonomy places the organism in Eukaryota, Viridiplantae, Streptophyta, Magnoliopsida, Lamiales, Orobanchaceae.
AUGGGGCCCGGGCUUGGGCAUUUCUUUGUGUCGGGAGUUCCAGGAUCGUUUUACGGCAGGCUAUUGCCCUCCAAGAGUGUUCAUUUUGUUCAUUCUUCCUACAGUCUCAUGUGGCUCUCAAAGGUUCCUGAAGGCGUGGAAAUGAACAAACCGAACAUUUACGUGGCAAGCAACAGCCCGAAAAAUGUGAUUAACGCUUACUAUGAUCAAUUUCAAAGAGAUUUUUCGACAUUUCUCAAAUGCCGGUCGAAGGAGGUUGUGGCCGGCGGGAAAAUGGUAUUGACCAUUUUGGGCAGAAAAAGUGAUGUUCCUUCUAGCAAGGACAGUGGCUACAUUUGGGAGCUUAUGGCCAUAGCUCUACAAGAAAUGGUUUAUGAGGGACUCGUUGAAGAAGAGAAACUGCAUUCAUUCCACAUCCCUCAAUACACACCAUCAGCCAAAGAGGUCGCAAUAUUAGUUGAAAAGGAGGGGUCGUUCAUUAUCAAUCGCCUUGAGGUCUCGGAAAUCACUUGGGCCGCUUGUGGGGAAGACUUUUGUUCGUCAGAUUCAAGUCGAUCGGGUGCGGAUGGGUACAAUGUGGCUCGGUGCAUGAGGUCCGUGGCCGAACCCUUGUUGGUGGAACACUUUGGUGAAGCAGUGAUCGAUCAACUGUUCAAAAAAUACGAGAAUGAUGAAUGA